Messenger RNA from Megalobrama amblycephala (Wuchang bream), 3762 nucleotides. It is a transcript of the gene spred3, whose product is annotated as sprouty related EVH1 domain containing 3. Lineage: Eukaryota; Metazoa; Chordata; Actinopteri; Cypriniformes; Xenocyprididae. Gene Ontology annotation, biological process: multicellular organism development; negative regulation of MAPK cascade. The record is from RefSeq and is a predicted model, not a curated record. Bases 504 to 2141 code for a protein of 545 amino acids. The transcript is spliced from 7 exons. Gene Ontology annotation, cellular component: membrane. Gene Ontology annotation, molecular function: protein kinase binding.
UGACAAUGUAUUAUAAUAUAGCAAACACGUAUUAUUUAAGCUCUACAGUGCUGUAACUUCAUGUACUCUAUCCAAAUAGUUGAAAGGGAGUGAGACGGACUGUUUAUUUGAGUAAUAAAGGCUCGACGCUGGCGUGGCUGUUUAUCAAUGGUGGGCUAUCAGUGAACAUGAAUGGGGAGUUGGAGAUGAAUGGAGACUAGCUGCUGUGAAUUCUGUCAUGGCGUAUAGAGCUGUAUGGGAGCUGUCCAAGAUUUGACAUUGGAGGUGGCUGCUCGUGCACAUGGCCAUUUAUAGAGCCAUAUAUCGCUCCCAAAUGGACCGAUGCAGCUCCCACUCGGGGACACUGUGUCCAUCCACGAGUGUGUUUAAUAUGAGUGUGUGAGAACUGCUGUAGACAGGUAGAGAGAGAGAGAGAGAGAGAGAGAGAAAGAGGGAGGUAGUGAUUGAGAGAGAGAGAGAGAGAGAGAGAAGGGAGGGAGGGAGCGAGAGAGAGAGGGAGGACGAUGAUGAUGAUGCUGCCGGUGGAAAAUGGCUGCUGCAUCCUCGAGCCCAUCCGAAACCAUAUGAAGGUGGACAGAGAAAGACAAGAAAAUGAGAGCAGCGAGCACAAGGAUGUGCGUGUCCGAGCGGUGGUGAUGACACGUGACGAUUCUAGUGGUGGCUGGGUGCCCCUUGGAGGUGGCGGCCUCAGUCACGUGAUCAUUUGUAAGGGGCGGAGCUCUGAAGGUCGUGGGCGGAGAGAGUACGUCAUACGCGGAGAACGGCUACGCGAUCGAGCACCUGUGCUGGAAUGCGCCAUUCAAAAGGGUCUGGUCUACAACAAGGUGAACCCCAUCUUCCAUCACUGGCGUGUGGAGGAGAGGAAGUUUGGUCUGACCUUCCAGAGUCCAGCUGACGCCAUCUCCUUCGAGAAGGGGCUUCAAAGUGUCCUUGAUAAGCUGGACAGAGGAUCUGACUCGCCAUCCUCCUCGACUCCUGAAGAGGGCGACACUGAGGAUGAUGGUCAAGCAUCUCAUACAGGGAGUGAGUCGUCGUCCAACAGCAGAAAAGAGAUGCUGCCCAAACCCAUUACCAUUGUGACCAGUGAGUCCUCCUCCACCUGUUUUGUGCGCUCCACAGAGGAGUUUGCGUAUGGGACAGGUCACGCUGUCACGACACAGACCCCGGCCCAGAUCCACACCCGACCUGCCCAGCACCAGCUCACCCAAGUUACAGCCGUGUUGAACCCUCCGGCACCCCCUCCGCCACCUCCGGCUCCCCCGACUCCCCCCACGGCGCCCCCUCCCGCCUCUCCCCUCUCUCCACUCUCGCCCACCAUCUCCCUGCUGGAGGAAGGGGACCUCCGCAGCCUGGACCCCUGCAAGGACCUGUGGGGUACGCGUGGCUACGAGGACUACCGGCGCGCCGGUGCUACACGGACCAAGGUGGGCGGGCUGACGGGGGGCGUGGUGGUGAGCGGCGCCCAGGACAAGUCAGAGCUUUGCGUGGUGCGCUUCGAGAAAGAACUGGCCGGCGUGGGCACCACAGGCUGUGAGGUCACCGUCAUGCUGGACACCAAAGGCUCUCAGUGCAACUCUUCGCCCACCUGCAUGCCCAACGCCGUGCCGGGGGUGCCGUCGGCCAGCGGCUCCCCGCAGGAGACGGGCAAAGGCUCGCCCUCUCCCUGCUGCAUCCACACCUCGCUCGCCACGCCCCGCUCUCGGACUCGCAAGCGAGGGGGCGGCGGAGGGGAAGCCAUCUCCCCCGACGACGACAGCUCCUGCCCACAGGGCUCCUCCUCCUGCUCGUCGCGCUGCGUGUACUGCCGCUCCGUCUUCAGCGCCUCCGAGAACGGACGGGGCCGCUGCCGGGACGCUCCGGACCCGGCGCUACACUGCCUGCGCCAGUGGACGUGCGUGUGGUGUGCGGAGAGCCUGCUCUACCACUGCAUGUCGGACUCCGAGGGUGAGUUCUGGGAGCCGUGCUCGUGCGAGGACUCGAUGGGCGGCCGGCCGCACCCGCUGUGCUGCGCCCGCUGGAUGGCGCUACUGGCGCUGUCUCUUUUCGUGCCCUGCAUGUGCUGCUACCUGCCCCUGCACGCAUGCCUGCGCUGUGGGGAGAGAUGCGGCUGCUGCGGAGGAAAGCACAAGGCCGUGCGAUGAGGCCUGACCGGGGGGAGGGCGCGUGGGCGGGGCUUAUUGUGACGGGGACGGGAGCACAAAGAUGACGAACGGUCGUGGAGCCAGAUCUCCUACAUAAACCUUCACGAUAAUAUCCCCUCGCCCCCACCAAGGCCGUCUGCUGCAUUCCGCUCUUUCUAUUCUCUGCUCGGACCCUUCACGCUCGUACCGGCGGUGGGUGCAUGGGUUCGGGGAGAUCGCUCUCUGAUUUGCUGGUCGUUGGGGUCAGGGGUCGUCUCCGGGAGGUGGGGAGUGAAUGGGGAUCAGUGACGUGUAAACAAUUGUUAGUUUUCUUUUCUCUUGGGUUCUGUUUUUUUUUUUUUUUUUUUAAUUUAGGGAGAAAAUAUGAGAUGAAAAAAUGUUUAUAGCUAAUGUUACAGACCUUUUUUUUUUGAGUAUCUUAUUUUACUUGAACUACUGAAAGAUAUUUUUUUGCAAUUGAUUUAACGAAUACACUCCCCUUGUACCUCUAAGUUACUGAGUUUUACCUCAAUGUCCAGAGGAGAGUAAGGCAGAUAGAGAAAGAGACUUAUUUUGGGGACUGUGUGCUGUGGUGAGGUUUUGUAUAUGGUCUUUGCGGUAGGUUUUUCACGCACGUUCGGCCAGAACUUAUUUGUGAAGGAGAACAUUUUGAUGUUGUACCAAUUUUAGUUGUUCGAGAACAGGGAACGUGAACGGUCUGAUCGAGGGCAGUUUCACCAAAACCACCACUUUCACCACAUAAGGACACAUACAUGCUCAUUCUUCUGUUAAGAGUAUAGCUGUGUUUAACUUGCCAACAACUGAGAAUGUUGCCUAUAUUUAAAGGAUAGACCAAAAAAAGUGGAGAGAUAAUCUAGACCUGAAUCUGCCGAACAUUUGCACAGCAAAUGUAAACCGAGGCCUUGAAACGUAGUUGUACAUGCCACCAAAAAUACAGUGCAAAUUAGUUAUAAGUCAGAAGGAGAGAAUAAAAGAGACUGUUGUGUGUGACACAACACUUUAACUUGAUCUGCUAGUAUGGCAACAAGAGAAGUACUCAAUCAUUAACUAUAAUGGGUUAUACUGCACCUCACGUGUCUUAACCAGAGCAACGAAGCGACAGGACAUUUUGUCUGUGGAGUUGUGCCGGUUAGCCCCGCCCACAGUAGAAUGCCAUUGGUCCAAAAACAUCAAAUGUGUUCUGAUUGGAUGUGAUUGUUUUACAGUGUAUUUUCAUUUUCACUGUGGACUUGACACUGAAAACUUGUUGCCUGGUUAAAGCACGUUGUCAUAGUGAAAAAUAUACAGAAUUUAGACCAAUCAGUUCAAACACUGACUGGCAUAACAGUUUGGACCUCAAAGUGUUAAGAAACAUUGCUUUAAAUUAUCUCAAAGCUGCUAUUUCAACUCCCCUAAACUUGUCUUACCUCGCUGCUAGUCUUGAGGAGUGAUUCAGACACAGUUUUGGACGAUGCCUAAAUUAUAAUAUCAGUGAUGGAGAAGAACUAAUGUCCAAGUUACGAAGGAGUCAGUGUUGUAUUAACUGCUCAUUAGAGUCACUUUAAAAGAAAAGAUUUUUUUUUUUUUUUUUUUUAAAGCAGAAUGAACCAUUCGGACUCAUUUCAGUCCAUUUUCAAAGACG